This is a messenger RNA of Ailuropoda melanoleuca (giant panda), 1081 nucleotides long. RefSeq names its product ring finger protein 208 (gene RNF208). NCBI's taxonomy places the organism in Eukaryota, Metazoa, Chordata, Mammalia, Carnivora, Ursidae. The coding region runs from base 135 to 932 and encodes 265 amino acids. Gene Ontology annotation, biological process: protein ubiquitination. Gene Ontology annotation, molecular function: ubiquitin protein ligase activity. The record is from RefSeq and is a predicted model, not a curated record. The transcript has a single exon.
CCCCCAGGAGUCCUCGGGGCGGCCGGGGUCCCCACCAGGCCUGGCGGGACCAGGAUGCUGCUCCCUCUCCUGCUCCCCGGCCUCACCCGACGCCCCCACCCACCCGAACACCCAGUCUGACUGGAGACAGCCGAAUGCCAGUUGACCCUGGGCCCGAGGUGGGCAGUGGCUGGCCAGGCCUCCUCAUGUCCUGCCUGAAGGGCCCCCAUGUCAUCCUCAAGAUGGAGGCCAUGAAGAUUGUUCACCCUGAGAAGUUCCCCGAGCUGCAGGCGGCUGCCCCUUGCUUCCCACCUGCACCGCGGCCCACCCCUGCCCUGGCACCCAAACGCGCCUGGCCCUCAGACACAGAGAUCAUCGUCAACCAGGCAUGUGGGGGGGACGUGCCUGCCUUGGAAGGGGCACCCCGCACCCCUCCCUUGCCGCGACGGCCCCGCAAGGGCAGUGUGGAGCUGGGCUUUCCCCGAGUGGCGCCCGCGGACGAGGUCAUCGUGAAUCAGUACGUGGUGCGGCCUGGCCCUGCCACCUCGGGCCCCCCGGCCACGGCGGCACCAGCUUCAGGUGAGCCCCUGGAGUGCCCGACCUGCGGGCACACGUACAACGUCACCCAGCGGCGGCCCAGAGUGCUGUCCUGCCUGCACUCUGUGUGUGAGCAGUGCCUGCAGAUCCUCUAUGAGUCCUGCCCAAAGUACAAGUUCAUCUCCUGUCCCACCUGCCGCCGCGAGACGGUGCUCUUCACGGACUAUGGCCUGGCUGCGCUUGCCGUCAACACGUCCAUUCUGAGCCGCCUGCCACCUGAGGCGCUGACCGCCCCGUCCGGUGGCCAGUGGGGGGGUGAGCCGGAGGGCAGCUGCUACCAGACCUUCCGGCAGUACUGUGGGGCCGCGUGCACCUGCCACGUUCGGAACCCGCUGUCCGCCUGCUCCAUCAUGUAGCACCCACCUGCUCGCCACUGCCCGCCAGUCCUUGCUCGCCGCUUCUUCAGGGAUCCGGCCCUGCCCCGUCGCCUGUUGACCCCUCACCCACCACAGCUUCUGGUCCCUACCUGUGUGGCAUUGUCGCUGCAGCCAGCUCUGCCAUUAAA